Sinocyclocheilus grahami is the source of this 1278-nucleotide messenger RNA. RefSeq names its product acetyl-CoA carboxylase-like. The record is from RefSeq and is a predicted model, not a curated record. Gene Ontology annotation, cellular component: mitochondrion. Gene Ontology annotation, molecular function: ATP binding; acetyl-CoA carboxylase activity. Gene Ontology annotation, biological process: fatty acid biosynthetic process. Lineage: Eukaryota; Metazoa; Chordata; Actinopteri; Cypriniformes; Cyprinidae. The transcript is spliced from 7 exons. The coding region runs from base 165 to 1226 and encodes 353 amino acids.
AUACAUUUAAAAAAAAAAAUUAAGUCCAGUUUCGUAGUUUUUUUUGGGCAAACUAAUUUUGUCAGAAAAAGAAGAUUUUGUCAAUCCUUUUUUUCCAGUUUGAGGAAGACCGUAUAUACAGGCACUUGGAACCUGCCUUGGCUUUCCAGCUGGAGCUCAACCGCAUGCGUAACUUUGCACUGACGGCCAUCCCCUGUGCCAAUCAUAAGAUGCACCUGUACUUGGGAGCUGCCCGCGUGGAAGUGGGCACCGAGGUCACAGAUUACCGCUUCUUUGUGCGGGCCAUCAUCCGCCACUCGGACUUGGUCACCAAGGAAGCAUCGUUUGAGUACCUGCACAACGAGGCAGAACGUUUGCUGCUGGAGGCCAUGGAUGAGCUGGAAGUGGCCUUCAACAACACCACAGUGCGCACCGACUGCAAUCACAUCUUCCUCAAUUUCGUCCCAACCGUCAUCAUGGACCCCUCUAAGAUUGAGGAAUCUGUGCGCUCCAUGGUCAUGCGCUAUGGCAGUCGUCUGUGGAAGCUCCGCGUGCUUCAAGCUGAGCUCAAGAUCAACAUCCGACUGACACCCACUGGCAAACAGAUCCCCAUCCGUCUCUUCCUGACCAAUGAGAGUGGCUACUACCUGGACAUCAGCCUGUACAAGGAGGUCACAGACUCCCGUACAGGACAGGUGGGGCACAAAGACCGACAGAUCAUGUUCCAGGCCUAUGGAGAUAAGCAGGGUCCUCUUCAUGGCAUGCUCAUCAACACACCCUACGUCACUAAAGACCUCCUGCAGUCCAAACGCUUCCAGGCCCAGAGCCUCGGUACCACCUAUGUCUAUGACUUUCCAGAGAUGUUCCGUCAGGUAUCUCUAAAGACUAGUCUAAUGGCGCGGGAAAGCGGCAUUCCACGAAUCUAUAUCGCUGCCAACAGCGGGGCCCGGAUUGGCCUGGCUGAGGAGAUCAGACACAUGUUCCACGUGGCCUGGCAGGAUCCAACAGACCCAUACAAGGGCUUUAAGUACCUGUACCUCACACCUCAGGACUAUAAGAAGGUGUCUGCUCUGAACUCAGUCUACUGUGAACAUGUGGAAGAUGAGGGUCAAUCCAGGUAUAAGAUCACUGAUAUCAUUGGUAAAGAGGAGGGGUUGGGUGUGGAGAACUUGAGAGGUUCUGGCAUGAUCGCAGGUGAAUCUUCACUGGCAUAUGAGGAUAUCAUCACCAUGAACCUAGUACGCUGACAGAACACACACACACUUGUUACAAACUAUGGCAAAGAUUUGCCAAAACAUU